UUCAUUAGAUCCAUAGCGUAUUUAAUAAGACGGUAGAAGUUUGGUCAUAAGAGCAAUUAGGGUUCUAUAGCCCGAUUCAGAUUCAGAUGGAUUUGAUGGAGAAAAACUUGGAGUUAGUGGAGGUACAGAAACUGGAAGGCCACACCGACCGAGUUUGGAACGUAGCCUGGAACCCUGUCUCUUCUUCUCUUCUAGCUUCUUGCAGUGGUGACAACACCGUUAGAAUCUGGCAACAGUCCCCUCUCUCUCGCUCCUGGUCUUGCAAGGCGGUUUUAGAAGAAACGCACACAAGAACUGUGAGGUCGUGUUCUUGGUCACCUUCUGGGAAGUUAUUGGCCACUGCAAGCUUUGAUGGUACCACUGGUAUUUGGGAAGACUUUGGGGAUGAGUUUGAGUGUAUUUCCACAUUAGAGGGACAUGAAAACGAAGUCAAGAGUGUAUCAUGGAAUGCAUCUGGUUCGUACCUUGCAACAUGUAGCAGAGACAAAUCUGUGUGGAUUUGGGAAGUUCUAGGAGGGAAUGAAUAUGAUUGUGCUGCAGUCUUGAAUGGCCAUACACAAGAUGUGAAGAUGGUUCAGUGGCAUCCCACCAUGGAUGUUUUGUUUUCUUGCAGUUAUGAUAACACCAUCAAGGUUUGGUGGGCUGAAGAUGACGAUGGUGAUUAUCAAUGUGUCCAGACCUUAAAUGAAUCUAGCAAUGGUCACUCCUCUACUGUCUGGGCCAUCUCGUUUAACGCUACUGGGGACAAGAUGGUCACCUGUAGUGAUGAUCUAACCUUGAAGAUAUGGACCGCAGAUAUUUCCAUGAUGCACUCUGGUGAAGGAUAUGCACCGUGGACUCAUCUUUGUACACUUUCUGGUUAUCAUGACCGUACCAUAUUCUCAAGUCACUGGUCAAGCGAUGACAUUAUUGCCAGUGGAGCUGGUGAUGAUGCCAUAGGGUUGUUUGUGGACAGCGAACAUGACUCUGUUAAUGGACCUUCGUAUAAUCUUUUACUCAAGAAGGAAAAAGCACAUGAAAUGGAUAUAAACUCUGUUCAAUGGUCACCCAGUAAGGAGAACAGGUUGCUUGCCUCGGCCAGUGAUGAUGGAAUGGUGAAGAUUUGGCAGCUGGAAACUAAACCGUGAAUGGUAUUUGUUUUGGUUAGGUUUUGAAACUUCUUUGAUGUUUAUUUUUCUUGAGAUAUAAUAUUAUGUAACAAUAUAAUAUCAUAGCAACAAGAGAACUUUCUUUUCUUUUGAACAACAAGGAAACUCUAAACUUCA
Messenger RNA from Raphanus sativus (radish), 1265 nucleotides. RefSeq names its product protein CIA1. Gene Ontology annotation, biological process: iron-sulfur cluster assembly. The record is from RefSeq and is a predicted model, not a curated record. Lineage: Eukaryota; Viridiplantae; Streptophyta; Magnoliopsida; Brassicales; Brassicaceae. The transcript is spliced from 10 exons. The coding region runs from base 87 to 1127 and encodes 346 amino acids. Gene Ontology annotation, molecular function: protein binding. Gene Ontology annotation, cellular component: cytosolic [4Fe-4S] assembly targeting complex.